Molecule: messenger RNA, 5991 nt
Organism: Ustilago hordei
Lineage: Eukaryota; Fungi; Basidiomycota; Ustilaginomycetes; Ustilaginales; Ustilaginaceae
Exons: 1
Coding region: 1-5991 (1996 amino acids)
Biological process (GO): protein dephosphorylation
Molecular function (GO): protein binding; protein phosphatase regulator activity
Source: RefSeq, a predicted model, not a curated record
AUGGCUGAAGAACGUCCUAAAGAGCCAGAGAUCAAGGUCUCGGAAGAUGGCAUUAACGCCAAUUUCAGCCUGUCGCCCAGACUCGAUCAGCCUCCUUCACGACCGAUCGGCUCAGCGCUUCGAGGCAGACAUCACCACCACAACCGCAACCACUCGAUCGACACAAAGGAUCGCACCAGCCCCAUCCUAGGUUUCGCUCCCUUGCAAUCUUCGGAUCGAUCCUGGAGCGUUGCCGACCUGGGCGGUGCCGACCAACACUCCUCCUCCUCUUCCUCCGACUCGGCAUCUUUGGAUCCAUCUCGUGCUCUGAACAGCUCCAGCGACCAUCCACGAUCCAAAUCAGCAUCUGCCAUCAACCUGUCCGCUUCCGCCUCGCCCAACCUGUACCCAUCGUCAGCACGAAAAGUCAGCGCUGGUUCUAGCUCGAGCAGCAGUAGCACCGGCAGCACCUCGCCUGAUGCAAACUUCUCAUCCGAGUCACGGCGAUCUGGAGCUCGCACCGCAGAUCGAUAUCAGCCCAAUGGAUCCACACACCAUCUCACUGAAGGCAGCAACCGACGCACUGCCUCUCCCGCCCGCAGCUUCGCCGGUGCUCCCAUCUCGCCACGCUUGCAGUCCACCAUGUCGGCACACGCUGGCCUCGCCCAUGUCCGUCGCACCAGUGCUGAUCUCUCGCCAGCACCCUUCCGAGCUCCUUCGCCGAUCUUCCUUCCAUCCGUAUCUCCGCCCCCUGGGCCCACAAAUCCUGACCCACAACACAGCUGGGAUUCAGUUUGGCCACGCUCUUCGACUCCAGAUCGUACCGAUCAGCUCCGUCGCAUGGGCUCCUGCUCUCCCGUGGCCGCUUCUCCUGGUGGUGCAUCCCCCUCUGCGCUGUCAGAUUCAAUGAACCUGUCCAGGUCUCCUUCGACUUCGUUUGAGUCAAGCUCUCCAGCUGGAUCCUCUAACACGGUACUCGGUAGACCCAAGGCAAGACGACCGCAUGAGCUGCGUGGAUCAUCCUCAUCGCCCAUCCUGCGCAUCAGCCCCAGCGGCCUUCGCGACAACCAUGACUCGUCCAAAAACCCUCGCAGAAGUCUGGAAGCGGCCAAAACAGAACCUAGCAUCAGGAUCGGCUUCACUCCGCCAGCUGCGCAAGGCGCUCCCGGAGAGACUUGGCGGCCGUCAAGUGCUGGCGCUGCCGUUUCUUCUCAGAGCCCAGCAAGUCGCGUGCUCUCACCAGCCACGGAAGCAACACCCCAAGUCGAUGCAGCAACUGCAACUGUGUCCCAUCGCUCUAGUGGCGCCUCGGGUCUCUCAUGGAUGCCAGAACGCGCCGAAUCUCCUUCAGCAACUUACGCUGCCGAUCCAAGGAAGCGAUCGACCUCGGUGCCUGUGCCGCACGCACUACCACUCCCAACCAGAACGCCGUCGCCCAAGAUCUCGCCUACUUCGCCCUUCCUUGAGCUGUCUGCUUCAUCCGCUAUGGGAUCCAACAGCUCCAAUAUGGGUCUCAGCGAAAGCCCGCCCAAGACACGCAGCUUCAUCGCCAUGCCGCCUCGGUCGGGCUACGAACUCAGCGACGAUCCAGAUGACGUCGGUUCUGAGGAGGAUGGCUCUAACUCGGAGAGGGAAAGCGUGGGUACCAACGACGAGGACCUUGAAGGGUCUGAAUACGAUGAUGAGGACGCCGCCGACGACGGUGAUGCCAUGGACCACGAUAAUGAUGAUGAGGAGGACGAUGACGACGGCGAGCGUCGCGAAAUGCCGGCAGAUGACGAGGAAGGUCAAGUUAAUGGCACAUAUGCAUAUGAUGACUCGCAUAAUCAAGAUGCAGGAUCACAACAAGAAAGGUCCUCGCAGUCCAACGACAUCACAGCACCUGAACGACCUACGCUACCGAAGCGACCUAGUCUCACCCGAUCUGGCGUGGUGCCGCCUCCCAUCACCGUUGUCGACCACAUACGCAGUCCCUUAGAUCCACUCGCCCAAGCUGAGAACUCUGCUCGAGCGCUUGCUGCGCAAAAAGGAUCGACUGGCAGUGCCAUGCUCAACUUCUUCCGUGACGAGCCCAGCGCGCAAGAUUCGCAGCAGCUUGGUCUCAGCGGCGAUGCUCAGGUCGGAGAUGCCGUCAUGCCCUCGGCCCUCGGUCUUGAUGCAGGCGAGGCACAGCCUCUCGACGCCAUGAUGGAGGAAGGCGGUAGCGGUCUCGCCGGAGAUGAGGACGACGACGACGAUGACGAGCAUGGCUUCGGUGGACUCGAGAACGCAGAAGAGGGCCUCAACACGCUCGAGCGCAUCUUCUUAUUCGCCAAAAGCGACCAGGCCUACCACAGAGUCUUGGUGUCGCAGUCGCUGCCGGAAUGGAUCCGCGAAGUGGAGCUCAACGAUGCGGUCGAGUACAUCAUCCCGUUGCUCAACGGCCUCGCCACGGACGAGCUCGACGUGUGCGCUGCGUUCGCACCUGAGAUUGGCCGCGUCAUGUGGUUCUUCUUCCGCAACUGUCCCAUCGCUGAGCUCGCCGACGAGUCGACCGAGAUGCACAACGCAGACGACGAGGAGUCAGAAAGGGCGUCGCGACCCAAAAUCAGCCUCACAGCCUUCACGACACUGCUAUGUGCUCUGUUGCUCAACCAGAACACCAUCAUUGCCGGCGCUACCCAGCAGUCCCUUGUACAUCUCUUCUAUCGCCUCGACCGACGCGACCUCGAGUACUCCAAGGAGGAGCUUGCAGAAAAAAGCCAGGAGGAGAUCCAGGCUCGACAGCAAGAGCAGGAUCUCGAGAGCUACGUUACACAUGCUUCUGGCAGAGAUGGCCAGCCCGUACCCCACGAAGACUACCACUUUGACGACAACGCCCGCUUCGCCGUCAAAAACGAGCUUCUUGAGAAUGUGGCGCUCGCGCUCGCACAACUCAAUCACGGUCGCAGUGGCGCUGAACAGGGAGAGCAGGAGAGCCAAAAUAGCAACGUUUCAUCCGAGCCGAUGUCUGGCGAAGCAGAUGGUCAGCACCAAGCACAAUCCUCGAAUACCGAAGAUCAGGCCAUGGAGGAGGACAAGGCAGACAGCGCAGAGAAGAACGAAUUCACUGCCGCAUUAACAGAGUCGUCAGAGACCCAAGCGGCUACAAACGACGCAAUGGACGAAGAGCAAGAUCUGGAAGUGGCAAACUCGUGGGGUCAGAGCGGCAACAACAUGUUUGGUCACCAGAGCGACGGCUCAGGCAGUGAUGUUCAGAUCGACGAGGAUGAAGAGUCGGCUGUUGGCCGCAUGGCCUCGGUCAGCCUUCUCGCGGCCCUUGCUGCUGACGAGCUCAUCCCACAAGACACGCUUCUGAACCGUUUCGCCCCCGAGGUGCUCAAGCUCAUCGACGACGGUGCCUUCUACGUACGCAAAGAGGUGGCUAGCUCGCUUGGACCGUUGUCACGCAACAUGACAGUUGAGUCCGUUGAGAACACGGUGCUACCAGCACUGAACAAGGCGAUCCAUGACCGCAACUGGCACGUCCGUCAAGCUGCAUGCUUCUCAAUCCCCGCCAUCCUUGGAAGACUCAACGAGAAACUGCGUCGCGACCAGACUCUCCUCUUCAUGCGGGCGCUGAUCAAUGAUGUCUCACGUCAGCUAAGGAUGGCUGCGCUCGAGAUCAUCGGCGAGGUGAUCUAUAUGUUCCACAAUACCGAAGUCGGCGUGCCCGAGGAGCUCAUUCGGUUCUUCCUUGGUGAGCCAUUCGAUGGUCCACCGCAGCAAGGCGAUGCGUCGUUGACAUUCGACAAGACGAGCGAUCAGACCGGAACCGAGGCGCUUUUUGAGGAAGAGAGCGCUAUGAUGAUGGACGGCAAUGUCGAUCUCGGCGUGCCCUCGUCUCCGCGAGAUGACCAGGACUCGCUUCUAGCCAGCUUCGGGUACGGUGGUAACGACAGCUCGAUGAUGGAUGCUGAUCCGUGGGACACCAAAUUCCGCGUCGACAACUAUGAUCCAGAACGUCCUCUUGUGGUUGCCUACAACCUUCCUGCUGUGGUGCUCACGCUAGGCGCAAACCAGUGGAGCCGACUCAAGCUGACCCAUGCCGAGCUGACCAGAAGCCACAGGCCGAAAGUCAGGAAGAGCUUGGCGGCGUCCUUGCAUGAGAUCGCUAAGAUCAUUGGCCAAGAAGCGACGCGCGAUGAUCUGCUGCCGGCAGCAACGCGAUUCAUCAGCGACGACGACGCUGAAGUACGUACGGCCAUGUUCGACAACAUCGACGUGUUCCUGUCCUGCUUGCCUCAGGCUGGUGCUGAAAAUAUGCUCUGGGAGCUCCUUUCACAGUGGUCUUCGGGCUCGUUGAAGGACUGGCGUUUGCGAGAACGUCUGGCGCUGCACAUCCCAAGCAUGGCUAAGCAAUUCUUGCUGAACGACGAAGAUGGCAACUUGGUGUCGUUGAUGCAGCUUGCACUUGCCGACCCUAUCAGCGCCGUUCGAGAUGCGGGUAUUCACUGUGUGCCAAAUUUGUACAAGGCAUUCGCGGAGCACGAUCAGGUGAUAGCGGAUGGCUUCUUGGGCAUGGUCAGCGAUCUCGGAGAGAGCCCAGGCUACCGACUGCGUGUGGCCUGUCUGCUCUGCAUCGGUGCUUUGGUUGAGUCGGGCAUGCAGAGGUCAUCUUGCGAACUAUUGCUGCUUAGCCGACUCAAUCAGAUGGGCAACGACAGUGUGGUGGAUGUUCGCAUCGCUCUCUCUCGUACACUGGGACAGAUGUGCCGCAAGGAUGAGCUGUACGCGCUUCCUCAGUCUCGAUCAGAGGAACUCAACAAGCUGAUCGCUAAGCUCGCACACGAUGAAGCGGACGAGGUCCGACAACCUUUGACCGGGAUCCUGUCAGAAGAGGAGCUCAGUCGCUUCGCCACGCUUCCACGACCGGAAGGCGCAACAAGGGAAGCUACACGCAAGCUUGUGCUUGGACCUGCGGAUGGUAGACCGCAUCGUCCCGAGGGCGAAGGUGGCUUGACCAACAACUUUGUCGAUGCAGAUGAAGAUGACAGCGACAUCAAUGUGUUCCACAUGGAUGACGAGAGCAAUACGGGCGAGGAGGCUCCAGGUGACGACAAGCACGACGAUAAAGAGAGUCAGGCAGGAAUGGAAGCCGACUCAAACUUGCCUGGUCACCUGAGUCAAGCACAGUCGGCUCAGCAUCUGGAAAUGUCUCGUGCGAGCAUCUUUGGUGGGGCUAAGCGACAGACGGAUCUGGACUUUGGCUCGGACUGGGUCAACGCCAACGGACCUGCGUUCUUCGACUAUGGCGACAAGGAUGAUGCCGACGAGAUUGAAGAUGAGGAGGGGCUGGAUGAGGAGCCUCACCAUCUGCUGAAUGUGGACCGGGACUCGAGUGGCUCUGGCGAGUUGAUUGAGCACGAUGCGCUCAACGAAGACGGCCAGACGCAGAACAGCGAGAAGGAAGCCGAGGGAGCGGAUGCAAACGGUCAAAAAGAGGAUGAGGAAUUGCAACAAGCAGCGGACAAGAGCAUGGAAGAGGCAGAUGCGGAUCACGGGAUCACGCUCUCUUCACCUCAACGUGGACUCGUCGGAGCCACAGGUUUUGGCGGUGAGGGCGAUACUUCAUCGGAUAGCCCUAGCCGACCGAGCUCUUGUGCUGCUGCUGCUGCUGCUGCUGCAGGCAGUGGACAGAACAAAGCAGCUGAUCCGUUCCUCGCCUUUGUCGCUGGAUGCCGAUCGCAAGACCUCUCGAAGCUGCAUUUGGAUCUGAGCGGUCGCGAACCUCGCUUGGGUGCGACGAAACGUUGCCGAUUGUCAAAUGGUACAGCCGCACGCCAAGGCGAGGAGGGCGGCGAUGAGGGAGAAGUCCUGCAAAGUCCAAAUGGAGAUGAAGAGAUGAUGGGCUCUACGCGAUAUUUUUCCAAGUCUUCAGGCGACUGGUCGCAGCUUCGAGGCGAUGCUCCUCCGCAGCAAAGCACAAGUCAAGGCAGCGGCGAGACUGGAUGGGAAGCGGAAGCUGGCGAAGACGACUUUGUUCAAGUCUAG